UUACUGGGCUGCUGCUGCGCCGCCGGGAGACAAUGAGGCGGAGGGGUGUGCGAGGGAUAGCCCAGUGAUUGGGUUGGCAGCAUCGAGCAUUGCAGCAUCGAGCAUCGUGACUCUGGACGUUCGAAACGAAUUCGCUGUCCAGCAUGGGCCCGGCCGCGUCGUGGCAUGAUGGCCAAGGGCAGCCCCGCCGGCGCGUCCCGGCGCGCAUGAUGACAGUCCACUUUGCGCCGCCUUCUGGGAAGCCCUUGGCUGGGCUGGGGCGGCGGGCUGGGGGUGACCUGAGAGAAUCGGGACCCGGUACGAAGUCGAGAGGGACGACGACGAAUUGGGAAACCCAUGGCUUGGGACUUGGGGGACUUGGGACUUGGGAGCCUUGCCCUGGACGUCAACCAGGGGACAAACUACAGUACACCGGGGAACCCGCCCUUGGAGGGUUGGAGGUUGGAGGUUGGAGAGAGGAUGAUGGAUUGGGCCACUGCAUUUGGAUUGCAUAUAGCUUUUUAAAGACCCGCCUCGCUCAUGCGCCCGACCCUCUCCCACGUUCUCUCUCAACUUCCCGACUCUCGCAGUCGAUCCCUUCUUACUUCCCAUUCACCACUUACCGUUCACCCUUUCCCCAUUACUCACCGAGGACCACUCUGUGCCUCUCUCUCUCUCUCUGCCCCCCUCUCCCCCCCCGCUCCAGACGAUUGCAUCAAGUGGUUCGCCUCAUUGACCUGACUUAUCGGAGACUACUGUGCGUGUACAGCAGUAGCUUGUAGCUUUGCAGCCGUAGCCGCAGAAAGUCACAGAGUUAGCAGCCGACGCCAACGCAUCCAAGCAAGGACGCAAGCUGUCGUGCAAAGGCAACAAAGAGACCAAGAAAAAAAGUCACCCUACGACUCACAGGGAAAAGACGCACGAGAUCGUCUCCAUCGGCAUUGGAACCUACGCGAUUUUUCACCGACCGACCGCAUUACUGAGACUCCGCUCUCCCGCCUCCCGCCGCCCGCGUUUUGCAAUCGCCCGCUCCUCGUCCCCCGCCUCCGCCUAGACCAUUCCGCCAGGUUCCUCCUGCUCCAAACCCUUGCUUGCUUUUCCCGUUCAAUU
Messenger RNA from Ilyonectria robusta, 1089 nucleotides. RefSeq lists its product as uncharacterized. The transcript has a single exon. Bases 144 to 761 code for a protein of 205 amino acids. NCBI's taxonomy places the organism in Eukaryota, Fungi, Ascomycota, Sordariomycetes, Hypocreales, Nectriaceae. The record is from RefSeq and is a predicted model, not a curated record.